Messenger RNA from Sinocyclocheilus grahami, 1273 nucleotides. RefSeq names its product trans-L-3-hydroxyproline dehydratase. Gene Ontology annotation, molecular function: hydro-lyase activity. The transcript has 6 exons. Lineage: Eukaryota; Metazoa; Chordata; Actinopteri; Cypriniformes; Cyprinidae. The coding region runs from base 76 to 1113 and encodes 345 amino acids. The record is from RefSeq and is a predicted model, not a curated record.
UGGAGGAUUGCAACUGGAAUCACAUCAAGCAGUUUGACAGUACACUUGACCUCUUUUGAUUAAUUAGAGUGCUCUAUGGAGUUCCCAAAGCUCCCCCCUCACUCCGGCUCUGUGUUAUCAGUGCUGGACAUGCACACGGGCGGAGAGCCGCUGCGCAUUAUCCUGAGUGGGUAUCCAGAGGUGAAGGGGGACACCAUCCUUGCCAAACGACGCUAUGUGAGAGAGCAGCUUGAUCAUCUCCGCAAGGUGUUAAUGUUCGAGCCCCGAGGUCACUAUGAUAUGUACGGAGCCCUGCUGGUCAGAAGUGAGUUAGCAGAAGCUGAUCUCGGCGUCUUGUUCAUGCACAACGAAGGGUACAGCACCAUGUGUGGCCACGCUGUCAUUGCUCUCGGGCGCUUUGCUGUGGAUUAUGGCUUGAUAAAAGCGCCCACUUCCCCAGAGACGCAGAUAAACAUACACUGCCCCUGUGGCUUAGUGAAGGCCUUUACACAGUAUUCCAAUGGGAAAACUGGAGCUGUCAGAUUCCACAGUGUGCCAGCCUUUGCUUUCGCUACGGAUGUGAGUGUCUCGGUACCAGGAUAUGGAUCCAUCACUGUGGACAUCAGUUAUGGCGGAGCUCUGUAUGCUUUUGUGAGUUCUGAGAAAUUUGGAUUGGAUGUCAACAAGUCCAAGACCAGAGAUCUGGUGGAUGCAGCCACUGCUGUGAGCGAUGCUGUUAAAUCCCAGGUAAAGCUGUACCAUCCAGUCAGUGAGGAUCUGGCCUUCCUCUAUGGCACAAUCCUUACUGACGGUAAAGAUGCUUUUUCUGAAGAGCCCACGGCCAAUGUGUGUGUGUUUGCUGAUGCACAGGUGGACAGAAGCCCUACAGGGUCAGGCGUCACUGCUCGCAUAGCUCUUCAGUACCAUAAAGGCCUGAUCGGACUGAACCAGACCAGAAGCUUCAAGAGUGGAGCUACAGGAUCAGUGUUUACAGGAAAAGCAAUAGAGGAGACCACGUGUGGGGACUUCAGGGCUGUGGUAGUGGAGGUCACAGGUCAUGCUCACUACAGCGGUGUGGCCAGCUUCACCCAAGAGAACGAUGACCCUCUGAGAGGUGGUUUUCUUCUGCGCUGACUUAAAGUUUACAACUGAUAUUUCUGCUUCUGAUCGCAGGUACAGUGUAAGACAGGUUUUCUGAGCUCAGGGACAUGUGAAUCUUCUGAUGUAGGUUCUUUAUAAAGGAAAUCAUGAUUAGACAUUGAAUAAAUGUUUAGAUAGGAUUUCAAUAUAUUGU